AUGUCGGCCCCGCAUCUCUCCAGACCCGAGGCCUUCAAGCCGAAAGACCAGAAGUCUGAUGCUCCCAAGUCGGAGGGUGCCGGUGACAUACCCAUAGCCCAAGAAGAGGCUAUUACAAGCACUAUUCACUUUACAGAUGGAGUAAAGGAGCGUGAAGCAUUCUAUCUGAAGCUCCUCAAGUCCAAUUUGGAUGAUGAAACCUUAUCUGACCUUCGAUCAAACAUUGCCGGUCUUACAGGCAGCAUCGAAAUCUCCCACUUCCCCUUCUGCGGAAGGAAGGGCGCUGUAGUUCCGGAUAGCUUCUCCAUUCAGGACUACUUGGAAGAAUGUCUCGGGACCAACACAGAAGAAGCCAAAACGCUGGAUAUUUACAUGAGGGAUACAUCAAUUUCCCAGGAACUGAACGUUAAGGCCGAUCCGGGCGAGGUAUCCGAUGCCACCAAGGUGUCCCUCCUCAAGAGUCAAGUCGACGAUACCGCGUUCAAAUGGAUCACUGGAACACAGGCGAAUGGAGCGUUUCGACUGAAGAAGAGAACUAUUUGGUCGGACAACUUGCCUACCACUACGAUUGAUGGCGUCAAGCUUGACCUUCGAAUUCCCGACCACGUUAUCGAUGACAGAUCAGACCGAUGUAGCUGCGGCGGGGAGUUUGCCAUACAUGGGCUUUUAUGGUUCAGCUUCCAUGAGCCUUGCUGUCGCAAGUUCACAGGCAGCCACAAGCUCGAACAAGCUGAUCGUGUCAAGUUCCCUCGAAUUACCGCCUUUCUGGACAGCCGCAGCUUAGAGCUUACACCAGAAUGCAUGGAAGCUUUGUAUCGAAUGAAAACGACCGAAGACUUUUACAAUUUCCAGAACGUCUACGGCGAAUUCUUCAGUGCCCGAGUCCAACUAGGCGGUCGUCUGUUUUCUACAGAGGAAGUCUCUAGUAGCAGCGCCGAGAGCACAGAAGAGAAAGUGAAGUCGAUGAAGAUUGCUGCAGCUGCAUCAUUCAGCGGCUAUGGUGCUUCUGUAGAUGUGUCAGCAUCAUACGGAAAGGGAAGCGAGGCUAAGGAGAUGAAAGCAAGCAGAGAGUCAGUGUCAACCUUGACAUGGCAGGCUAACGGUGGAGACACACUUCUAUGUAACCAACCACAGGAAUGGACUCCGACGGUAGCCUACCACUGGAACUGGAGAAUCACCAAGCAAGACCAUAUUGCCAGCAUAUUCGAUGUGGCCGCACAAAUCAAGGGUAUGGACUGGGUCAUCAAAGAAGCAAUCCCGUUGGGUCUCACUAUUAAUCCCAACUUCGACGAUGUUGUUGCAAAGCCUCCUUCAUUCUUAGCUAAGCCCACCAAGAGCUUUACUAUCCAAGAAUCAUGGUGUGAAGGUGGAAGUGUUGACAUGUUACUAACGUACCUUGUGCCUGCUGCCGCACAAGCCUGCAACGCGACGAAAACGAGCAACUUCAAGAUCGACUCUACCUUACAGAAGUGGGGCCGUACACUUCUCGGACCAGAGACAGCCGAAAGUCAUGGUAGCGAACGAUUGUAUGAAGCCGAGAACCUGAAUGGGGAAGUACAGGAUGAGCUUAAAUACAACACCAGGUAUCGCUUAAAGAACAAAGAACGAGGUCUUCAUGUCGAUUACCACAACAUCCAGCAUGACAAGUUUGUAUCAGAAAACGACCAACGCUCAAACUCCUAUUGCAUCGUCUUCCAGAAACCUGACGGCUCACAAGAGGUCGCUGUCAUCCCGGAUAAUGCCCUGGUCAUGCUGCUGUUCUAUGAAUCGAACAACCACAAACUGGGCCAUAUUGGCCGUCGCGAGACGCUGACGGUUGUGGACAACAGAACCAACCAGAGCUACGAGAUCCCCAUCACUCACAAUUCUAUCCCGGCAACAGAAUUCAAGAAGAUCAAGGCUGAGGCUGGAAAUGAUCGCCCGGAGGAUGAGACGAAUCAGGGCCUUAGAGUGUAUGAUCCUGCGUACAUGAACACGGCUGUUGUGCAAAGCAAGAUCACGUACAUCAACGGCCUGGAUGGUGUUCUUCGUUACCGCGGAUAUCCUAUUGAGCAGUUAGUGGAAAAGAGCAAUUUCCUCGAGUCUGCCUAUCUUCUCAUCUAUGGCGAGCUUCCUACCAAGUCACAGUACAACCAGUGGCAUGGCGAGGUGAUGCAUCACACGUACAUUCACAGCGACAUUGAGAACAUGUUCAAGUCGUUCCGCUACGACUCUCACCCUAUGUCCAUGCUUACGGCGGCUUUUGCUACACUGGGAGCGUUUGCUCCGGAGGCAAAUCCUUCUCUUGCCGGUCAGAAGCUCUACACCAACGCUGCUUCCGGCAAUGUUGAAGCUCUUCAGAUGCUGGACAAGCAGAUUCUGCGCAUCAUCGGAAAGGCCCCUACUCUAGCUGCUGCGUCAUACAGAAUGCGCCAGGGUCGACCCUUCAACCGGCCGGCACAGGGACUGGGCUACACCGGAAAUUUCCUGUACUUGCUAGACCAUCUGUCUGAGGCCGAUUACAAGCCUCAUCCUGUUCUUGCCAAGGCCCUGGACCAGCUGUUCAUUAUUCACGCCGAUCACGAGGUCAAUUGCUCUACCGCUACAGUCAUGCAAGUCGGAAGUUCGCUCGUGGACCCUUACAGCGUUGUCGCAGCAGGAUGCGCAGCACUAUAUGGUCCUUCCCACGGAGGAGCCUCUGAGUCAGCCAUCCGCAUGCUCAUCGAGAUCGGAUCUCCCGAGAACGUCCCUGCUUUCAUGGAAGCGGUUGAGAAAAGGGAGCGCGUCCUUGUAGGAUUCGGCCACCGAGUCUACAAGAACGUCGACCCUCGUUCCACCGCUAUCCGCAAGCUUGCCGAGGAAGUCUUUGAGGUUACCGGCAGAAACAAGCUGCUAGAUACCGCUCUGGCUCUUGCCGACUACGCCAGAAAGAGCGAGUUCAUGCGCAGCAGGAACCUGUACCCCAACGUGGAUUUCUACUCUGGUCUGAUCUACCAGGCUAUGGGUUUCCCCCUUGACUUUUACCCUGUCUUGUUUGCUGUUCCCCGAUGUGUUGGAUGGUUAGCGCACUGGAGACAGAUGAUGCUGAACCAAGCUGGUGUCAAGAUCUGGAGACCUAGACAGCUGUACAUCGGAGAGGGCGAGAGAGAGUACGUUGAUGCUGGGAACAGAAAGGCAAAGUCUGAUGCGACAGUCUUUGAUGCUCCUGUCAAGGUUCAGCAUGGAGGAAACAGCCAGCGAACAAUACUUGCUACCGGUGGAGGAGAGCUGAAAAGCAAAUUGUAA
Molecule: messenger RNA, 3264 nt
Organism: Fusarium coffeatum
Lineage: Eukaryota; Fungi; Ascomycota; Sordariomycetes; Hypocreales; Nectriaceae
Exons: 17
Coding region: 1-3264 (1087 amino acids)
Biological process (GO): tricarboxylic acid cycle
Molecular function (GO): acyltransferase activity, acyl groups converted into alkyl on transfer
Source: RefSeq, a predicted model, not a curated record